Strongyloides ratti is the source of this 4905-nucleotide messenger RNA. RefSeq names its product Zinc finger, PHD-type domain and Zinc finger, FYVE/PHD-type domain and Zinc finger, RING/FYVE/PHD-type domain and Zinc finger, PHD-finger domain-containing protein. The record is from RefSeq and is a predicted model, not a curated record. NCBI's taxonomy places the organism in Eukaryota, Metazoa, Nematoda, Chromadorea, Rhabditida, Strongyloididae. The transcript is spliced from 3 exons. The coding region runs from base 1 to 4905 and encodes 1634 amino acids.
AUGGACAAAUUAACUGAUAAAUCUGAUACAUCUUCAGAUGACCAAAAAACGUCAUCUGUUGAUAGUGAUAAUGAGGCAAGAAUUGAUGAGAGAUUAACUAAAGACUCUGGUAGUAUUUAUCAAAAUAUUCAUACAUAUAAUACAACUAUUAUUUUAAAACCUAAAGAUAAUUUUAAUAAAAUUGUUGAUUCUAAAGAAGAAAAAAUGAGAAAAAGAUUAGAACAAAUGUAUUAUUUAGGAGAAAUACGGUGUUUUGGAUUUACAUAUCCACUUAGUUCCAAGGCUAACUUUUUUUUGAGUCAUGCUUUGAAAGAUUAUUAUGAUCACAAUAUACUUCUUAAAUUUGUUCCUUGCACAUUUGGUCAUAUUAAUAAUAAUAAACCUUUAGGACAAAAGGAUCUGUCUAAUGGAGAAAUUUUAAUAUCAAAAGAUACUAAUUUCGAAGCAAACGAAAUUUCUAAAAAAUUGGAAGCAGGAAUGAUGGCAACAAAAAAUUCUUACAAAUUACAUUCAGAAAAAAAACGUAUAUUUGAAAAUGAUACAAACAAAUUUAAUGAUGUUAAAAUGAAAGAUUUAUAUACUGUUGGAGAACAAAAGGAAAAUAAUGAAUUAUCAAUGACUGAGAAACCAAUAACUCGAUAUUAUUUUACUCCAACUGAAGAAGAUAUUAUGAAAAAAGAAGCAGAUGAAACAAUUGAUCGAUUUAUUAAAGAAAUUUCCGAAAAAGAUAAUGCUGAAAAAAAACAUUUGGAUGAAGUUAGUAAUGGUAAUGAUAAAGAUAUAGUAUUUAUAGCUGAGUUUCCUGCUCAAAAUACAACAAAACUAAAUUCUAUUGAUAAAGAAAAUGAUGCUAAAUUGGAUAGAUUAUUAUCUAUAAUCUUAGAUUAUGAAGAAUAUGUGGAUAAUGUAGUAAUUUUAAAGACAGGAGAAAAAUCUGAGUGCAUCUCACUAACAAAAUCAAAUUUAAAAGAAGAAAAAAAUGUUACUGAAGAAAGUAUUAGCCAUGAUAUAGUAUCUGUUGAAAAAAAUGAAGAUAAAUGCGGUACAGAGAAAUCUUUAUGUAAUCAGUUGAUAAGCAAGACAAAAAUAGCAGAACCUUUAAAAACUGUUGUUUUCCAUAAUUCUAAGAAACCUAUAUGCAAUGAAAAAGAGGAAGUAAAUAUGUUAAGAAACUUUUCAUUUAAUUUAUUCAGUGGUAAACCACAAUUAGCAACACCACUAAAAAUUACUAACAGUAUUAGUUCUAAAAAUUCUAAUUAUGAAGAAAAUAAUGAAAUUAGUAUUUUUAAAAGUUCUUCUUUAAACUUAUUGACAAGUAAAAUACAACCAAUGGGAUACCGCAAAACUACUAACAUUGAAUAUUUUAACUACUGUAAACAAGGAGAUAAAUCCAAUAUUUUAAGAUGUUCUUCAUCAGAUUCAAUGACAAGUAAAUUAUCAAUAUUUGAACCCAAUAAAUUUUUUGACUCUGUUAAUUUUAAUUGCGAAGAAACUUUUGGAAAUAACAAUGCAAGAAGCCAUCCAUUUAAUUCAUUUAAAAAUCAAAGUCAACCAAUAGAAUUUAAAAAACUUGUUGAUUCUGAAAAUUCGAAUUGCGAAAUAAAUGAUGAAAAUAGUGUUUUAAGAGGUCUUUUAUUUGAGUCUUCAACAACUGAAAAGCAAACAUCAAAAUUAAAUGCAGUCAUUACUUCUGAAGAUUUGAAUUGUGAAGAAAAGUAUGGAACUGACAAUUCAAGCGGAGCUUCUCUCAUUUCGUUGAUAACUGAAAGACAACCAUCAGUAACCCAAGAAACCGUUGAAUUUGUUAGUUCUGAAGAUUCUAAAUGUGAAGAAAUAAAUAAAACUGGCAAUUCAAGUAACCCUUUGUCCAUCUCAUCGGUAGUUAAAAGACAGACAUCAGAACCACAUCAAAUUCUUACUCGUUUUAUUUCUGAAAAUUCUAAUUGUGAAGAAGAGGUUGAAACUAACAAAUUAGGAAGCUCUUCACCCAAUAUAUUGACUGACGAAAAACAGUCACCAGGAUCCUACGAAAAUACUUCUUAUGUUAGUUCUGAAGAUUUUAAUUGUGAAGAAAUAGAUGAGACUGGUAAUUCGAGAGGUUCUUCAUCCGACUCUUUGACAAAUAAAAAGCAAGAAGUAGAAUCUAACAAAAUUGAUACCUUUGAAAAUUCUAAUUUUGAAAAAAUAAAUGAAACUGACAAUUCAGGUAACCCUUCGUCUAUCUCAUUGGUUAUUAAAGGACAGCCAUCAGAAUCUCAAGAAAUUGUUUCUUGUGUUAAUUCUGAAGAUUUUAAAUGUAAAGAAAUAAAUGAAACUAACAAUACAGAAAGCACUUCAUUCAACCGAAUGGUAAUUGAAAAUCAACCAAUAGAAUCCAACGAAACUGUUGUAUGUAUUAAUUCUAAAGGUUCUAAUUGUGAAGAAAUAAAUGAAACUGACAAUACUGGAAGCACUCCAUCCAACUCAAUGACAAUUGAAAAUCAACCAAUAGAAUCGAACGAAACUGUUGCAUGUAUAAAUUCUAAAGAUUCUAAUUGUGAAGAAAAAAAUGAAGCUUAUAAUUCAUGUAACCUUUUGCCCAACUUAUUGAUAAUUGAAAAACAGCCAUCAGAAUUUCAAAAAAUUGUUGACUCUGUUAAUCCUGCAAUAUCCGAUUGUAAAGAAAUAAAUGAAAUUAACAAUUCAAAAAGCGCUCUAUCAAACUUGUUGACAAUCGAAAAUCAACCAAUAGAAUCCAACAAAAUUGUUGAAUGUGUUGAUUCUAGAGAAUCUAGUUGUGACGAAAUAGAUGAAACUGACAGUUCAAAAGAACUUUUAUCUAACAUUUCAACAGUUAAAAGACAAACAAUAGAAUCAAAUAAAGUUGUUGCAUCUUUUAAUUAUGAAGAUUCUAAUUGUAAAGAAAUGGAAGAAAUUAGCGAUCUUAAAAGUCCUCUAUCAACCUCAUUGGCAAUUGAAAGACAGCAAACAGAAUCCUAUAAAAUAGUUUCCUGUGUAAGUUUAGAAGAUCCUAAUUGUAAAGAAAUAGAUGGAAUUAAUAAUUCAAGAAACCUUUCAUCAAGCUUAUUGACAAUCGAAAAUCAAAUAGUAGAAUCCAACGAAAUUAUUGCACACGUUAUUUCUGAAGAUCCUAAUCAUAAAAAAAUGGAAAAAAUUGACAAUCCGAAAAGUCCUUUAUCCAACUUAUUGGCCAACGAAAGACAACAAAUGGAGUCCUACGAAAUUGUUGACUCUGUUAAUUCUGAAAUUUCUUAUUGUGAAGAAAAAGAUGGAAUUAACAACUUAAGACGCCCUUCAUCUACCACUUCAUUAACAAGUGAAAGACAACCAACAGAAUUUCACGAAAUCACUGCUUCUGUUAAUUCUGAAGUUUCUAGUUGUGAAGAAAAGAAUGAAACCGACAAUUCGAGAAGUCCUUCAUGUACCUCAUUGACAAGUGAAAAACAACUAAUAAAUUCUUACAAAAAUGAUACUUGUAUCAAUUCUGAAGAAUCUAAUUAUGAAGAAAAAGAUAAAAUUAACAAUGCAAAAAUUUCUUCGUCUAAUAAAUUGGAAAAUGAGAGACAACAAAUAGAAUCUUACGAAAUUGUUGAUCCUAAGAGUUCUAAUUAUGAAGAAAGAGUUGGGACUAACAGUCUAAGAAGUUCAUCGUUUAACAAAUUGACAGAUGAAAUACAACCAAAAGACAUUGAUGGAAACGUUGUUUUUACUAAUUCUGGAAAUUCUAAUUGUGAAGAAAUGGAUGGAAAAAACGAUUUAAGAAACCCUAUAUCGAACCCAUUGAUAAUUAAAGAGAAGACAUCAGAAUCUCAGGAAAAUGUUGCUAGUAUUAUUUCAAAAGAUUCUAAUUGUGGAGAUAGUGAUGAAAAAAAUGUUUCAUUUGAUUUAUUGACAGGUGAUCAAAAAUUAGCAAAGUCUCAAGAAACUGUUGCUUGUAGUAUUCUCAAAGAAACUGUAUUAAAUGAAAAGGAAGAAGUCACAGCUUCAAAAAAUAGUUCAUUCGAUUCAUGUACGAGUAAAUUACAACUAUCUAAAUCUCCAGAAAGUGUUGUUUGCAAUAAUUUUGAAGAAUCAAUGCGUAAAGGGGAAGAUAAAAAGAAUGUUUCAGAGACUUCAGAAACUAUUUCUGCUGAUAAAAAUUUGGAAAUUAUCAACAAAUGUGAUAUUACUGAUGAAAAAAUAAAUUUUAAUAAUGAUUCGAAAAUAGAAGAAGCAGUUGAAUGUAUAGAAGAAUUGAAGGUUAAAACUUCAGAGACAAAAAGUAUUAACAAGAAUGGGGAAGAUAAAUCUAUUUUAAAGUGCUCUGACGAUAAGGAUUUUACAGAUGGGUUACAACAUCUGGAACAACCUGAAAUUAAGGAAGAAUCAGUCAUUAAUGAAUCAAGUGAAUUAAAUGUUAUAGAUAAUGACCAACAAAGCACUCCAAAAAAAACAUAUGAAAAUUCUGGAAAACCGGAAACUACUGAAAUAUCUACUUUCUCAGAAACGGUAUCUACAGUAAGUGCGAAUAAAAAAGUAAAUAAUUUAAGAGAAUGUAAAAAUGUAUCAAUAAAUAAUAAUCAAUCAAUGCGCUUAAGACCUAAAAAAAUCAAAGAAGAAUUGAAGGAUAAUAAUACUAAAUGUGCUCCAUCAAAAAGUCGGAAGAGAACAUCAGAGGAAGUGAGAAGAAAGUGGAUAUGUCCAGUUUGUGAAAUAUCUUACGUUAAAAGAAAAACUCCAAUGGUAUGUUGUGACAAAUGUGAAAUAUGGCAUCAUUUUAAAUGUAUUGGUAUGACUGAAGAACCAUCUGAAGAUGAUCCAUGGUAUUGUAAGGAGUGUCGUGGAAAAUCUGAGUCACCUAGCAGGAAAAGAAAACUUUCUAAUAAUGAUGAAGUAGAGGGAAAUUCAAGUAAAAGAAGCAAAUAA